AUGACGACUUCAACUGGGACCGGGUGGGCGCAGCUCCGACAACAGGCCCGGUCUCUUGAGACCCGAACAGAGUCUCUAUUCCACUCGUAUGCCCAAUAUGCUUCCAUGAGCCAGCUUCCCGCAAAACCGUCGGAGGAUGAGAACAGGCUGGAAGCUCAGAUCCAGGAUAUCCUGAGCAGGCGAGAAACACUCAUAUCCCAGCUUUCCCGCCUUCUUGACUCUGAGUCCGCCUUGACCGCCUCUGCAUUAAAACAGAACAACCUUUCCCGUCACCGGGAGGUCCUGCUCGAACAUCGUCAAGAGCUCAAACGCCUAAAAGCCACUAUAUCAGAGACCCGAGACCGCGUGAACCUGCUUUCUAAUGUCCGGUCAGAUAUAGAUGCGUACCGCGCCUCAAACCCUUCUGGAGCGGAGGCAGACUACAUGCUCGAGGAGAGAGGUCGGUUAGACAGCAGCCAUAACAUGAUGGACAGUGUCCUGAGCCAGGCGUAUGCUGUGAAUGAAAGCUUUGGCUUACAGCGAGAGACACUGGCCAGCAUCAAUCGCCGCAUCGUUGGUGCAGCGAGCCAGAUACCUGGCGUUAAUAACUUAAUUAACAAGAUCGGUGCCAAGAGAAGACGGGAUGGUAUUAUUUUGGGGACAUUUAUCGGAAUUUGCUGCUUAAUGGUGUUUUUCUUCAGGUAA
Molecule: messenger RNA, 684 nt
Organism: Microsporum canis CBS 113480
Lineage: Eukaryota; Fungi; Ascomycota; Eurotiomycetes; Onygenales; Arthrodermataceae
Product: protein transport protein GOS1
Exons: 3
Coding region: 1-684 (227 amino acids)
Biological process (GO): endoplasmic reticulum to Golgi vesicle-mediated transport; vesicle fusion
Cellular component (GO): Golgi membrane; cis-Golgi network; SNARE complex
Molecular function (GO): SNAP receptor activity
Source: RefSeq, a predicted model, not a curated record